UCUUCUCACUCCCAUGUAUCUACUAUUCACCCCUCACGUUAGUGGCAUUGUGUUUGGUUUAAAAGUACACAGGAGCACUUCCACAUACAUAACAAAAACGUAACAAAAACAUAACAAAAAUGUAACAAAACAAACGUCUCCCAAUCCCAGAUAUGCAACCGAGUUGUUCCAGAUGGGAAGAGGCGAAUUGUACAUUGGACGUCGAGUCUAUCCUGUCUGUCGUCAGUGUUAAUGAUCUGAAAUACCGAUUGUGUAAAAAGGCAGACGUUUUGAUCUGUUAUAUAUAUCAGGGGUGUUGAACUGGGAGUUUACGAGCCUUCUAGGGUCUUUUCCCUCACGGAGAAUUAUCCCUUCACCUGUUGUAUUAAACACUACUUGCAUAAAGCUCCUCACGUACAAGUAAAGGUCUUACAAUAUUACAGUUAUUUAAAGAAAAAAUCAGUUGUAAAUGUGCUGAAAGGGUGAAAUGUCAAUCAAAUCAAGAGUCCAUCCCGCGUAAAAUUAAGGGCAUAUAAUAUUAAUAUACUAAUCUGUUUUUCUCGAAAAAUUAAGAAAAUCAAGAUGCCUUGUGAAAUGAUUACUUUGCAACUCGGCCAAUGUGGCAACCAAAUUGGAUUUGAAUUUUGGAAGAAAUUAUGCGCCGAACAUGGCAUUAGUCCAGAAGGUAUUUUAGAAGAUUAUGCGACAGAAGGAACUGACAGAAAAGAUGUAUUUUUCUAUCAAUCAGAUGAUGAACAUUAUAUACCAAGAGCAGUAUUAUUGGAUUUAGAACCAAGAGUAAUUCAUACAAUCAUGAAUUCUCCAUAUUCCAAGUUAUACAAUCCAGAGAAUAUUUAUUUAUCAAAACAUGGAGGUGGUGCUGGAAAUAAUUGGGCAUCCGGUUAUCAUCAGGGAGAGAAACUUCAGGAAGAAAUUUUUGAUAUUUUGGAUAGAGAAGCUGAUGGAAGCGACAGUUUAGAGGGAUUUGUUCUGUGUCAUUCUAUAGCAGGUGGCACAGGUUCAGGUAUGGGUUCGUUUAUGCUUGAAUCUCUUGCAGACAGAUAUCCAAAAAAACUGAUUGAAACUUACAGUGUGUUUCCAAAUCAAGAUGAAAUAAGUGAUGUUGUAGUACAACCAUAUAAUUCUUUGCUAACAUUAAAGAGAUUAACACAAUGUGCAGAUUGUGUUGUUGUGUUGGAUAAUACUGCUCUUAACAGAAUAGCAUCAGACAGACUUCAUAUACAAAAUCCAAGUUUUACACAGAUUAAUCAACUUGUUUCUACAAUAAUGUCUGUUAGCACCACUACACUUCGGUAUCCUUCGUAUAUGAAUAAUGACUUAGUAGGUUUAAUUGCUCCAUUAAUCCCAACACCACGAUUGCAUUUUCUGAUGACUGGUUAUACUCCUUUAACCACAGAUCAAGAAGGAGCGUCUGUAAGAAAAACUUCAGUAUUAGAUGUUAUGAGACGUCUGCUACAACCAAAAAAUAUGAUGGUCUCUACAGCAUUAGACAGAAACGCAUCUCAUUGUUAUAUAUCUAUUCUCAAUAUUAUCCAGGGUGAAGUAGAUCCAACACAAGUACAUAAAUCAUUACAAAGAAUAAGGGAACGAAAACUCGCGCAAUUUAUACCUUGGGGUCCUGCUAGCAUACAAGUAGCUCUAUCAAGAAAAUCUCCUUACAUACAAAGUACUCAUAGAGUAUCUGGUUUAAUGUUAGCUAAUCACACUAACAUAUCAUCUUUAUUUGAUCGUGCCUUACAACAGUAUGAUAAACUGCGGAAACGAGAAGCAUUCUUGGAACAGUUCCGCAAGGAAAAAAUGUUCGAAGAUAAUUUAGAUGAGUUAGAUAAUUCUAGGGAAGUCGUCGAAUACUUAGUAAAGGAAUAUCAAGCCGCGACACGAGUCGAUUAUUUAUCGUGGAAUCCCAAUAAAGCGGAGGCAUAGAAUAUCAAAAUACUUAGGCAAAUAUGUUUAUAAGUGAUACAAUAAGAUCUGUGGAAGUCACCUUAAUUUAAAAAUGUUUCGUUAACAGAAGUUCUCGCACUAAAUAGAUCUGAAAUCGUAUUCUUAGUACAGAAGUAAUACAAAUUUAGAGAUUUUUUUUUGUCAUUAUUUAAAAUUUAAUUAGUCUAUAGAAUCCAAGCUUAUUUCUGACUUUCGUGCAUAAAAUGGAGGUAGCGUAGCAAUUGUAAUAAACCCUGUAUGACCCGGUAAAGAAUGAGCAUGCGUCACGGUAAGAAGUUUCGUUUGGUUUUGCUUUUCACUUUUAUCUUGUUGUGCCAUAUCUUCGUUCACAUGCUAAAACAUAGUUAACAAAUUAAUAUUAGUAUAUUAAGACCUUAAUAUAAUUUUCGGAAAUAAAAAGUACGUGUUAUUCGUACAAUGAUAGUUACAAUAUUUUUCUACAAAAAUGAAAUAACAGAGGUAACAUUCUAUCAAAAAAAAUAUCAAUCUGUAUAGUACUAUUAAAACUAUAUCAAUAGCAUAUGUUGCAACUAUUUGACCAACCUCAUGCUUCAAACAUUCUAAAUCCAAUAUAGGAAGGUUUUUGUAUUGCACAUUUACUUCUCUUUGUAAACACUCGUAUGUAUUUAAUUCGAUGAACCCUUUUGUUACUAAUUUUAGACAAGUACGUUGCACUUGUUCAAUACAAGGAGAAAAAGAACAAAGUUUUCCACCUAAAAGUUAAUUAAUUAGUUCUGUAGUUUUAUUAAAAAAAUUAUGAAAACUAUAUACUUGUUCAUGUCAUAGUAUUACAGUUAUUAUUGUUACUUUGAUUAUAUGAAUUCUAUGUAAUGAAAAAUACUUUUAAAAUAAACCAAAUUAAGAAAUUCUUUUGUACCUGACUUUUUAAAAGCGCAUAAGGCAUGAUCAAUUGCCAACCAUGGAUGUGGGAGAUCCAAAAA
Nomia melanderi (Alkali bee) is the source of this 2885-nucleotide messenger RNA. The record is from RefSeq and is a predicted model, not a curated record. Lineage: Eukaryota; Metazoa; Arthropoda; Insecta; Hymenoptera; Halictidae.